Messenger RNA from Salvia hispanica, 1825 nucleotides. Its product is annotated as serine/threonine-protein kinase STY13-like. Gene Ontology annotation, molecular function: protein kinase activity; ATP binding. Lineage: Eukaryota; Viridiplantae; Streptophyta; Magnoliopsida; Lamiales; Lamiaceae. Gene Ontology annotation, cellular component: cytoplasm. The record is from RefSeq and is a predicted model, not a curated record. Gene Ontology annotation, biological process: protein phosphorylation; signal transduction.
UGGGGAGAGAAAAAGGAGACGAAGACUAGAGAGAAACUCAGCUCAUACUUCCCUUCAUUUCCAUCUUCUCUCUCUGAAUAAUCCGCUGUUGAUUCCUCCGUUUCUCUCUCUAGAGCUGUCCUUCUCCGAAUCUGUCGUUUCCCUCUCCAUCACUGCGUGUUUCAUGUGCAAACGUAAGCAGGAUUGUGAGAAGCGAGGGAAAUUUCACCGAGCUCCGUUGCGAGCGAGAACAGUCUAGGCUCUUGGCUCUCGAUUGAGGUGUUGGUCUGCGAGCUUGAGGGUGGAAAUGCUAAUGCAGUAGAUAUAAGAAGAUUGUUGAGGUUUCUUGCUGCAGAUUGCAUUGGUGAACACUAAAGAAGAAAAUGUUGGAGGCUCCCAAGUUUACUGGAAUUGUAGGCCUAAACAACAAUAAUAAUGACAAUUAUGUCAUGCAUUUUUAUCACAAGCUCAAUGAGGGAUCAAAUAUGUCGACCGAAAGUUAUGGGAGCUUGCAGAUGAGCAAUGGUGGAGGCUCGGUUGCGAUGUCAGUAGACAACAGCAGUGUUGGGUCGAAUGAUUCCCACACUCGUAUCUUGGGUCACAAUGGCCUCAGGCAUGUCAAAGACUAUUCUGUUGCUGCCAGUGUCAAUCAUGGGAGAGCUUCUCAUGGGCUGAGUGAUGAUGCCCUCGCUCAAGCUCUGAUGGAUCCUCGAUAUCCUACUGAAGGACUUGGAAAUUAUGAUGACUGGACAAUUGACCUGAGAAAGCUCAACAUGGGACCUGCUUUUGCUCAGGGUGCUUUUGGGAAGCUCUACAGAGGCACAUAUAAUGGUGAUGAUGUUGCAAUUAAGCUUUUGGAAAGGCCAGAGAAUGACCCGGAGAGGGCACAAUUGAUGGAGCAGCAGUUUCAACAAGAAGUAAUGAUGUUGGCUACGCUUAAACACCCAAAUAUUGUUCGCUUCAUUGGCGCAUGCAGAAAGCCCAUGGUCUGGUGUAUCGUGACAGAAUACGCCAAGGGAGGGUCAGUACGCCAGUUCUUGACAAAACGUCAGAAUCGUGCAGUGCCCUUGAAAUUGGCUGUCAAGCAGGCCUUAGAUGUGGCUAGGGGGAUGGCAUAUGUUCAUGGAUUGAAUUUGAUUCACCGGGACUUGAAAUCUGACAAUCUUCUGAUUGCUGCUGACAAGUCUAUUAAGAUUGCUGAUUUUGGUGUAGCUCGUAUUGAAGUACAGACAGAAGGAAUGACACCAGAAACAGGCACAUACCGUUGGAUGGCCCCAGAAAUGAUCCAACACCGGCCUUAUACCCAAAAGGUCGAUGUAUACAGCUUUGGGAUUGUCCUGUGGGAGCUAAUCACAGGGAUGCUCCCGUUCCAGAACAUGACUGCCGUUCAGGCAGCAUUCGCUGUUGUGAACAAAGGUGUCCGGCCAACUAUCCCCAACGAGUGCCUGCCUGCUCUGAGCCAGAUCAUGACGCUCUGCUGGGAUGGCAAUCCUGAUGUUAGGCCGUCCUUCAGCGAGGUGGUGAGAAUGCUCGAGGCUGCAGAGACGGAGAUCAUGACUACUGUGAGAAAGGCUCGUUUCCGGUGCUGUAUGAGCCAGCCGAUGACUACAGAUUGAUGCAGAGAACAAAUUAGAAGUGUUGAAAAAAACAACAUAUAAUUAAGAAUUGGAAAAAAAGGUGACUGAUUUUGUGUCAGGUUUAUGUAUUUAUGAUCAGGCUAAAUCUCUUUCCUGGGCUACAGCUGAGGAGAGGAAGUUUAUGAUAAUUACUGCUUUGUUUUGAUUUUUAACUGUGGAUUUAAGAUACUAUUUUUAGUGGUAAUAUAGAUCUCAUGUGUAUUUAUGCA